Messenger RNA from Coffea eugenioides, 1507 nucleotides. RefSeq names its product probable pectin methylesterase CGR3. The transcript has 7 exons. Lineage: Eukaryota; Viridiplantae; Streptophyta; Magnoliopsida; Gentianales; Rubiaceae. Gene Ontology annotation, molecular function: methyltransferase activity. Bases 243 to 1043 code for a protein of 266 amino acids. Gene Ontology annotation, biological process: pectin metabolic process. The record is from RefSeq and is a predicted model, not a curated record.
ACUAUACACAACUACACAACCGUCAAAUAACAGGCAAAACCGCGCCAUUUACAGCUAAUCCCCUCUUUCCACAAAAAGUAAAGUCAUUUCUCCUCCCAAUUUCUUCCAUCCUCCCCCAAUUUCAUUCAUUUUCCUACUGAACAAGAAAUCAAGUCCAACGCCAUCGUUGUCAGGGCAGAUCUAAACAAAUGCGGAUGAGGUUGAUUUAGUUGCUUUUAUCAGGUGUUUAGGGUUUAAGAAUUAUGGCAAUGGCAAUGUCAAGGAGGCCGAUAAAUCCAUCUAGACGAGUUGCAGAUAUUGGAGGAGCUUCUCCAGUUCCAACCUCACUUCAUUCGAAAUCUCGAUCUUCACCAUUUCUAUCUCUUGGACUUAUUGUCGUGGGAGCAAUCCUUCUUAUUGGCUAUUUUUAUCGUGGCUCAGGUGGCUUUGGUCAUAUAGGAGCUGUCAGCAGGGUUCAAGGGGAUUUCUCAUGUACUACAGAGGUUCAACAGGCGAUUCCUUUUCUGAAGAAAGCAUAUGGUGACAGCAUGCGCAAGGUGUUGCAUAUUGGUCCAGAUACUUGUUCGGUAGUUUCCGCACUAUUAAGAGAGGAGGAUACUGAAGCUUGGGGACUGGAGCCAUAUGAUAUAGAGGAUGCUGAUCACAGUUGCAAGAGUCUUGUACAUAAGGGUCUUGUUCGUGUGGCUGAUAUCAAGUUUUCUCUUCCAUACAGGGCAAAAUCAUUUUCUGUUGUGAUUGUCUCAGAUGCACUGGAUUAUUUGUCCCCAAAGUAUCUGAAUAAAACCCUUCCUGAAUUGGCAAGGGUAUCAGCUGAUGGACUUGUUAUUUUCACUGGUUUUCCACAGCAUCACAAAGCAAAGCCCACGGAUAAAUCCAAAUUAGGGCGAUCUGCUAAACUAAGGAGCGCGACCUGGUGGGUUCGACAUUUUGUUCAGACAAGUUUGGAAGAAAAUGAAGCUGCCGUGAAAAAGUUUGAACAAGCUGCGUUGAGAAGAUCUUACAAGCCAAGUUGCCAAAUAUUUCACUUGAAGUCAUAUCAAUAAAGUUUUGGAGUUUUGUCGGCUGAAGUGCCUUUCCAGUUUCCUCGACCCUUAAGUUACAACAUUUAUUUAGUUCCAAAAGGCCAUUGGACCAGUAACUCUUAGAAACGAUUUAAACAGUUGAGAUCUUUGGGGCAUUUAUGGACAAAAUAGGCCUCUGCUUCGUGAUGAAGAGGUUGGAUUUUGGCAGAUUAUUGAUCAAUUGUAAGCGGGAAAUGUAGCUAACAUCUGGUAAUGCGUACCUAUUACUAGAUUUCGAUGAUUAAAGCAGCUUACUAUAGCUUCUCAUUACAAUGGGCAAUGGUCGGAUGAGAACAUCACGGUCAUUGUUCAAAGCAUAAUCAAUGUUACUGCCGUAAUAUUAACUGAAAAUUGACAGAAUCUCUUUUCUUUCUGGUCCUGAAACGGUGUAAAGGAUGUUGAUUUUACGAUGUUCUUCCUUUCAUGGAUUCUCUUUUGCCGGAAUC